AUGUCGCAGCUGCCCCCUCCAAAUUUUGGAAACUUUCCGCCACCUUUCAACGCGAACGGUUUUCCAUCGUGUCCAACGCUUGCCCAAGGAGCUGCUUUUUCAAUUUUUAGCAGACCACCGUUUCCUCCGCCAAGCUUUUCGCCAAGAUUACCUUUUAACUCGUUUCCUGGUCCUCCAUUUUGUCAGUUUAGGCCAUCAGUAUGGCCGAAUGGUAACUGUUUAUCCAACCACGUGGCUCAUCGCCAUCAGCACCCUCCGUCGCCUCUGCAGCGUCCACCACAUGCACAGGUUUCCAAUUUCCAGGUAGUGUCUAAAGUAACUGAAUAGGUAGCCUGCAUAGCUGGUGGUGUUGUUUCUUGCAAGUGCAAAUGAGCAGCAAAGUUGCAAGGUGUGCCCUCUUGUCAAACAAACCAUCAACUAUGCAGGCUAACAAAUGGUUGUUAGCUCAUGGGUAGCCUGUGUAAAAUAAUGGAUACUCACAGGAAGUUUUUCAUUUUAGCUCAUUACAGGGAUUACACGUUCGGUCAUAGUAGCUCAUUGUAGGUCAUUGUAGAUCAUUGCAGAUCAUUGUAGGUCAUUCCUUGUUUUAGUAACCUACGAUGUGCGACCACCUCUCAUAAGCUACCACCUCCCAUAAACAACCGCCAAUCCAAAACACCAAAAGUUUCCUGGUCAAAGCCUCACAGUUGGAACCUCUAGUAAAAAAACUAGUAAACAUACUCUAGUAAGUGACCGCGACCACUUUUUGGGCCUGAUGGUUAAUGAUUUCCAUGGUUUUUAACCUCUUGUAAGCGACCACUGGACCCAUUCUCUGAUCUCUAUGUGCGCUGUGUGCACUAUGCUACUUAGAGUAUACGAAGAACUUUAGUGACAACAUGGAAUUAUACAUGUCAUAACUUAGACAUUGCAUUCAAUAAAUUAUCUUCCAUAAUUUUAAGUAGAUGUACCUGGACCUCCUCUUGGAAAAGGCUCCCUAUGAUUCGAUUCUUGUAAUUUACCACCUCCCGUAAGCGACCACUCAGUCUUUGCAUUUUGGGUGGUUGCUUAUGGGAGGUUUUACUGUAGUUGUAAGUGUGCCUAUGAUCUAGUGAAAAUCAAAAACUGGAGUUGUAAUGUGUAGUCUGGAAUCAAAGUCAGGAGACCAGAAGGUUUCCAUGUUAUUCGGACUCUGCUUAUGGCUCUAUCAUUUAUGAUCCAGCUAAGCUUGAAACAGAUUAAGCAGCAGGAUAAGUUCAAUCACAAUAUUCAUUCCUUUGCUUUGUGCUGGGUUUAGUGCUUUGGCCUCUGCUGGUAACUCCAGCAACCUAAUCUUCACAAGAUUGUAAGUGAUGAAAUGGUAAGCAGAAGCAGGAUGCUGUUUCCACUGGAUCAUUAUGCACUAUGCUUCUCAUGAUCUUGACUUCAACUCCAACACAAAGAGAAAUUACCAGCAUAAAGAGUUGCUUGAAGUAUCUCUGCCUUCUGUGGUACUAAGCAAACCCACUCCCCAAAAUCUGGUCCAUGUUUUGUCGGUAAAAUCCAUUUUCAGGUUAAACAUAUUAAACCUAGUACUGUGAUUCAGAUUUUCCCUUGUUCCCCAGCACCAAUUAUUCAUAAGAGACAAUGGAAAUUCUGGUUUACCCGGAAAACAGAACUCACCUACAAAACAUGUACGACCACUGGGCCUUUCUUUUAAUAUCUGUGCCCUUGUUGUUGAAGGUUGAUAUAUGACUUUUACACCCUAAGGAGAAAAAAGGUCAAAGUACUGACACAUUUUUAUUCUCUUUUAGGGAAAAACAAGUAGAGCCCAUGAAAAAGGUCAGAACUCUGUAGAAACUGAGUUCAGCUGUGAUGCAUGUCAAAAGCAGUUCACCAGCAAAGAGACAUUAACUGCACAUUUAGGAACACACAUUCAGGUAUUGUUAAAGCAGUAGUAUUACCCCUGAGAGAUUUAGAGUCCCAUUUGCGGCACAUGUCAGAUAUGAAUUUGUACCACAUGACCAAGUUUUCCAUUUACACGUCAGUUACUGUUCACUGUGACCACACAGAAAUCGGUAGAUUUACAUUAAGCUGGUUGACUUCAAAAUGUUAACAAACUGAUUAUGCCUUUUGCAGUGUAAUUAUGAAGAUUGUACAUUCAAGGCAACAAGGAAAAUGCUCAAACUACACUGGAUACAGGUUUUGUACAAAAACUAAAUAUUAGCUAGAGAAGUGAUAAAGUUUAUAUAAUGAUCAGCAUGGUAUAUUGUUACAAAUGAUGUUAAAUCUCCUGUUUCUAGGUACACGCACCAGGAAAAAUGAGGAUAAAACUGGAUACACCAGAAGAAAUAGCUAAAUGGCGUGAAGAGAGAAAGAGGUUUGAGCAAAGAUUAAAUAUAUAUUUUUUGAGAGACUGGGAGAGGAGUUCAAAUUUUCCCAGCCUACUAUCUAUAAAUUUCCUAAACAAAAUUUACUGCUUUUACUGGGCACAGACCUCCCCAAUGGGGAGGGCACAAAUGGAACCGAUAGGCCCUGUGUGUAAGAUGCCCUCCUGACCAACCCCACCCUAACCUGCAUUUGUAACAAUACUUUCCGUCUUUACUGAGCAUGGACCUCCCCGAUGGGGAAGGCCCAAAAAUGUGACUCAUAGGUCCCAUGUAGGGUGCCCUCCCCUCCCCACCCUAAGCUGCAUUGCUUAACAGUAUUUACCUCAUUUUCACUGGGUUAAGACCGGCCCAAUAAGAAGGACACAAAUGCAACUUAUAGGCCCAAUGUAAGAUGCCAAUAGUCCGUAGGGUUGGUUGGUCAUUGCCAGAGAUUAUUUUGUCCUUUGUGGCUUGUUAACAUCUCACACAAGAUUCAGAUUGGGAAAAGUGUUGUGAGACAGGGCCUACGGUUUUAUGUCCUUAUCUGAGAAGCAAAGGGACCCUGAUUGCUGGUUUUCUUGGCUACAGAUCUAAGAAGUGUUCAUCGUAGAGUCUCUCCCACUAUAAUACGGGCACAGUGAGAUAGGUGGGGGGGAGGGGGUAACACUGUUUCUCUAUUGUCUGUAUUAAGGAGGUAUAAGCCAGUGAAUCUGGGACCUUUUCCUUUUUUUCCCCGCUAGGAAGUACCCUACUUUAGCUAAUGUAGAGAAAAAGAAAGAAGAAGAAGCAAAGAGAAGAGCAUCAGGGCAGGUUUUGAAGACCAAAAAUUUUAGGUACAAUGCAAUUAAUAUCAUGAUUGUAAUAAAAUAUUAGUGUUCAUUUAGUGAAAUUCCCUAUCACAUGACUGACAGUCUGUAUUCAGAGAGAAUCGGAAUGCCUUCCUUAGGAGAAGGGAUUAGCACAGUUGGUUAGUGCUUGGCCUUCUGUGUGAGAUGCCCCGAUUUCUAUUCCCAAGUACAACCUCAAAUACUCCUUUGGACUUCUUUCCUUUCUACGUAGCUGUAAGUAGCUUUAUACCUGUAAAACGAAGCAUUGAUCAGUGGUGGAUCCAGGGAAAGGGGCCUGGGGAGCCUGCCCCCCUUAUUUUUAGGCCAAAAUGAGUCCCAAAGGGCCAAAAAAAUUUUUUUUGAGACUGCCCCCCUCACCUUAUCUGAAGGUCUGAAUCUGCCACUGCUGAUGGAGAGGGUGGGUAAAAUUGUUGGUCUCAGGUGUAUUAAAAAUAGACAUAAAAUAGACUCUUUACAUUCUUUACCUCCUUUGAUACCAGUGUUUAAGUAAACAUGGACAGGAUAUCCUAUGCUGUUUCAAUCUUGUACAGAUGUAUCAUCACCAUAACUUUGUCUGAGCAGGGUAUUAGUUAUUGCUUUAUUUCAUUUUAUCUUUCAAGAUAUCAUAGAGGUCGACAGCGUGGGCGAAGAUCAUCCCAGCAAGGUGGUCGCAAUCAUUUUAACAAUCAAGGCCACCAUGGCAGGGGAAAGGAGGACGUCAAUAACAAAGAAAUGUCUAAAAACCAGACACAAAACAGUGAAGUAGCAGAGAGCAAAGAUAGUGAAGGACAUAACAGGUUGCAAAAUGGCAGUGAUCCACUCUCAUUUGUACUUGCCAAUUCACAUGAUGAGGAAGAAUCUGGUAAGUCCAUGUAGAAUGGAAUAAGUUUUUCAACAUGUAUGUUUAGUUCUUAUUUAUUUAAUCACUUCUACCAUAUGAUGCAAAACACACAACGGAGCGGGGCUCCAAUUUAAGGGUGUCCUUACAGAUAACCCACCCAGCCCAGGAAAGGUUGACCACACCACCCGGGUCUACGUCCCCUACUCUUUUCAAACAGUGGUGUAGGUUCUUUUAUGUCCCACAAGAACAAAUCAGGGAAAGUGCUGUGAGACCGGACAUGCAGUUUUUCAUCCUUAUCCAAGAAGACUAGAAAGUCUAACCAUUUGCAGAUCUGAUUACAAAGGCAGCACUUUCUCCUCAGUCAUUUUAAGACCCUGAGUGUUGGUCCAGCUGGGAUUUGAACCCACGACCUCCCACUCAGCAGACCGGUGCUCUCCCAACUGAGCUAACCAGGCAAUGGUUAGCAACAAAACACAUUAAUUAUUUUUGUUAAAUUUGUUAGUGUCCUCAAUUAGCAAGUCUUUUGAUACAUUUUUUGGAGUUGCCCAAUCUAUUUGUGAUUUGAGGUUUUAUGCUUUAGUAUCAAACUUUAUCAUCUGCCACUGUAUAGAAAGGAAUCCCUAUAGAAAUCACAAUCUUUUAAACAGAUACUAGUACUUGAUGGAUGGAUAUAAAAACUGUUCAGACAGAUGUCACAACUGUUCGAAAUGUUUUAUGAAACCAAGUUGAACAGAUUGUGAAAGCCUUUUAUUUUUUUGUUUUAGAUUCAGAAACUGGAAAUCAAGACAAAAGAAAAUGUCCCAGUACUACUCAAGAAACGACGCCUAAUAAAGCACCUGUGCAAGUUUCAGCUCUGAAUUGUUUGUGCUCAGCAUAUGCUAGUGAUUCUGAUGAUAAUGAAGAAAUAUCAGGUACAAAUGAUCAAAAAAUAUAAUUGAGCUUGUGGUGUUUCAACCAGAUAAGGUUAUUGUUCAGCUGAUGAUGAUAAUGAUGAUGAUAGUGUUUUAAUACUUUCUGGUUCUCACUUCUCUAGCAACAGAAAUAAACAACAAUAAGGAAACCAACUGCACCAACUAUGAAAACAUCCCCGAGAAAUCUUGUUCAAAUGAAGUGAAUUCAAGACACAACAUAGAUAGUACAAAUGAAACCAGAGUGGACACUAACAGCAAGAAAAACAGUAAAUCGCGAAGAGGUCAUAGGGGGAAAAGGAAAACAAACUCUAAGGUGAGAUCAUGCCUGUCAAACAUCACUGAGCGGAUUUUGACCAACUGAAAAUGACUCUCUCUUGCUGUAAGUAAUGUAUCAAAUGUGAGAAAAAGUUUUUAAUCCAGUAUCCUGAUAAUAUAGGCUUGAAGAACUUAAACACUGCCAAGUUUAUUUAAAACCGACUGCUAGGUGUGUAGAAAUGGGAUGAAACACUGUGUAAAGGAAAAUAUUGCUUUUUAAAUGGUAAAUAACUCUUCAAGAAAUUCAAAGCUAAAAUUUGCAAAAUUGGUAAAAACCUUCAUUUUCAUUCAUUUUUUAAUGGGUUACUUAGAGAACUUUAUUUUAAAAUAGGUAGGAAGGAAAGCCCGAGUCAUGUGUCAAUAUAACCUGAGAUCAGGCGUUUUUUUUUUUUUUUUUUUGCUUCUUUGUUUCUUUGACUCAAGAGGGAAAAAAAAAUAACGCCUGAUACAUUCAUUUAACAAGCCAUUAACCGCCCCCUAAUUUACAUAGUCUAACGUCUUCUUGACCUGUCAUGUUAUUAGCCAAUACCAGGUUUCUGAAGGAGGAAUUAAAGUCAGGUCAAGAUUCCAUUCAUGAAUUGAUUAUUUGAAAAGUGAACCCGUUUGUCGCUUCUGUAACUUGCAGCCGGUAUCAAAUUGCAUUCAAAUGAUCUGUGAAUUUUUGACUGCAACCUUUUAGUAUACGUUGAGAUGGAAAAUAUUUCAAUGGGUGAAAUUUCUAUUUAGGCAUUCUUCAAAUUCAAAUUCAAGACAUUUUAUAGUGAACUCGCGUGUGUAUUCACUGCUCAUGACGCAAGCAAAAAUGCAGACUGAAAUCAACAACAACUAACGGAUGGCGGCAUUUUGGCCAAUCGGAACAGCGCAAAUCAUCCGUAUUGUUUCCAAUCCAAUCAGAAAAAAGUCCAGAUUCUGGCUUUUUUACUUGUGAUCCGACAAAGAAAUGUAUCAUGCCCUCUUCCCGUGAAAGACUUUAAGGGAUAAUAGGGAGAUCGAGAGCAUGAUCUCAGGCUAGUGUCAAUAGAAUGUUAUUGUUUUAAAAGAUACAUGCAGAAGCAAGAAAAAAUACUAUAUAUUUAUACAUAUUUUUAUUGGUUGUUUGUUUGUUUUUGCUUUUCAUAUUUAGGUUGACUCCAAAUCACCGAGUAUAAGGAAAUCAACUCUUUUAGAAAAGCUUUUGGCCCCAGAAAUCCGCCAUGAGAGGAAUGUCAUUCUACAGUGCUUGCGGCACAUCGUCAAAAAGAACUUCUUUGGUGCAGGAGACACCAUGUCAGCAACUGAUUAGCAAUGGAGUCUACAAUAAGACUAUUAUUAUUUUGGCCAUCCUGUGAUGCCCUUAAUACACUGAAGUUAGCGACACAGUCCUUUCAAGAUCCAUACUGAAAGAAAAUGCAAUAAAUCAUGUUUUGUUGAAAUAUUGUCUGCCAGUGAUCUUGCUGGCAGUAAAAAAAAUUGCCCACAUCUCACACUUAAACUUGCUCGGUAUACCUUGCUUAUUUAUUGUUGCAUUCCUUGUUUUAUGCAUUACCGAAGACUGUUGGCUCAUCUCUACUCU
Porites lobata is the source of this 6770-nucleotide messenger RNA. The record is from the annotation of a GenBank genome assembly. NCBI's taxonomy places the organism in Eukaryota, Metazoa, Cnidaria, Anthozoa, Scleractinia, Poritidae.